Penicillium concentricum is the source of this 2709-nucleotide messenger RNA. RefSeq names its product putative mitochondrial ornithine carrier protein AmcA/Ort1 (gene amcA). Gene Ontology annotation, molecular function: L-ornithine transmembrane transporter activity; DNA binding; zinc ion binding. Gene Ontology annotation, biological process: mitochondrial L-ornithine transmembrane transport; DNA-templated transcription. The record is from RefSeq and is a predicted model, not a curated record. The coding region runs from base 1 to 2709 and encodes 902 amino acids. The transcript has 5 exons. NCBI's taxonomy places the organism in Eukaryota, Fungi, Ascomycota, Eurotiomycetes, Eurotiales, Aspergillaceae.
AUGGCGACAGAGCAUGCGAUUAUUAGUGAACCGAUGGAGCUACCAUCGCUCCCACCCAACCAGGGCCUUGAGGCGAUGAAAGAUAUCAUAUUUGGAUCGUCGGCAGGAAUGGCAGGCAAACUCUUCGAGUAUCCCUUUGACACAGUCAAGGUCCGACUACAGUCCCAACCCGAACACCUCCCUCUCCGAUAUGCAGGACCAGUGGAUUGUUUCCGCCAGUCUUUCCGAGCUGAUGGCUUCCGAGGACUAUACAGAGGCAUCAGUGCCCCUAUGACUGGCGCUGCGGUGGAGACCAGCUGUCUCUUCUUCAGUUACCGUCUCAUUCAGGAUACCCUGCGCGCAACGGUCUACCCAGGCGUUGAGCACCUACCAUUCUUCGCUCUCAUUGCUUGUGGAGCUCUAUCCGGCUCGGUGACAUCGCUGGUACUCACACCUAUUGAACUGGUGAAAUGCAGGAUGCAGGUGCCCGCCGAGUCAGCUCUCAAACCUAGUGGCCCCAUGGCCAUCAUUGCAGGCAUUUUCCGACAUGAAGGGCUGGCAGGGUUCUGGCGCGGCCAAAUGGGAACCUUGAUCCGCGAAACUGGCGGAAGUGCAGCAUGGUUCGGCGGAUACGAGGGCGUAUCGUCGCUCUUCCGCAACUAUAACAAGUCAAACCCGCAAUUGACCUCCGACUCGCUCCCCAUCCACCAACAAAUGAUCGCAGGAGCAACGGCUGGAAUCAGCUACAAUUUCUUGUUCUACCCGGCCGACACAAUCAAGUCCCGCAUGCAGACUGUAGACGUCUCACGAUUGCCGAUCCACGCCCAGCAACAGACCUUCUGGGGCGUGAGCAAAGCUCUAUGGAGACAGCAAGGGCUCAAGGGCAUGUACCGCGGGUGCGGGAUCACCUGCGUGCGCUCGGCGCCCAGCUCGGCCUUCAUUUUCACAUGCGGUGUGAUAAACUUAUGUGUGAAAGCCGACGUGCAGUGCGCCUUUCCAGGCCCCAAAAGAGCACGACGGACAUUGAAUAGGCCACCAGUGAGUGAGCUACUCACUCGUUUGAAGCAUCUUGAAGAAGAGGUCAAGCAACUUCGCUCAGCACGCCACAAUACCGUCCAUACAUCCGAGUUGGAUAAUCAUCCAAAUCUGGAGACAGUCAAAAAGACAGAAUUACUGGUUUCCAAAGAUGGAAAGAGUCGGUAUGUCGGUGACGAGGCUUCUGCUGCACUAGGACAAAAGAUCUCUGAACUCCGUGAUAUUAUAGAAAGCUCUUCAGAAGAAGAGUCAUAUUCGCCCGAUGCGAACUAUAGUCCCAUUAUCCUGCCAGAGGAUGGAUUUCUUGGAAAUCACGAGUCCGCUUGGUCUCUCGACUCUUUUCGCCUCCAUUAUUGCCAACCAGCAAGGAUUGAUGCAUUAUGGAGAACAUACCAAGAGAAUGUGGCACCAUUGAUUGUCAUACUUCAUCAAGCCACCAUGGCGAGGCUUGUCCAAGAUGCCUGCGCUGGCAUCGAAUUGAUCCCUUCGGAUGAGGCAUUACUAUUCUCUGUGUGUUAUGCCGCUGUGGCUAGCAUGAAAGCGCACAAAUGCCCUUCGAUACUUGGCACCGACUACGAUACAGCUAUCCAAGACUGUAAAAAAGCAGUAAGCCACGGACUUCGCCGAGCCAACUUCAUCAAGUCUCAGAGCCUGUCUACUCUUCAGGCCGCCGUUCUGUUCUUACUAUGUUAUCGAGUCGGUGGUGAUACGCGCCUUGUAUGGGCUGAAUCUGCCGUCGUGAUACGAGUUGCACAAGCACACGGCGUGCAUCGCGAUGGGCGGAAUUUCGCAUUACCACCCUUCGAAACUGAGAUGCGCCGUCGGUUGUGGUGGCAUAUCUGCUUACUUGACAUGUUGUCUUCGGGAGAUCAAGGGGUCGAUACUCAGAUUAGACCCGAAAUGUUCGACACACAUUUUCCGGGUAAUGUUGACGAUGAUGAUAUUGGCUUGCAUUUGACCGAUCAGUCAUCACCGAAGACCGGCUUCACAAAUACCACCAUCUGCAUCAUGAACUGUCAGAUCAUGAACGACAUGCUCUGGCCGCGUCAGGGUGGAUACUCGGAUAUGUCUACGCAGGACCGCGAGAAUCUCGUCACAGCUCUAGGGAAGCGCAUUCACGAACAGUACAUCGAUCAUUUCAACCUAGAUAUCCCAAUCCAUUGGGUGAUCGCAACCAUCGUACGACUCCAACUCUCCAAGGCAUGGCUGGCGACUCAUUUCCAGUCUGGAGACUUAGAGGUGAAGACCUUCCGCCAUGACGAUCGUGUCUUCGAGAUCGCUGUCGAGCUUGUACAGUUCUCCUACCUCCUGCAAACUAACGAAGGCACCUCGCAGUGGAGCUGGUUAUGUAAAAGCUACAAGGAGUGGCAUGUGGUCGCUUUUAUACUUUCCGAGCUGUGUUUGCGUCCACUUAGUCCCGAGACUGAUCAUGCUUGGGAUGUCGUGACCAAAAUGUAUGGGCUUUGGCAGCAGGAUAUGCGUACUGAUGCUCUGCUUCAGAAGCCUUUGGAUCGGCUCAUGGCACGCACAGCCUCAUUGCGAGCUGCUAGACAAGGGCAAAAUGUCCAGACACCGUUCAGUGGAGAAGAGACUUUGUCCGAUGUGUCUUUUGGCUUGGGUGACAACGGUUCCAAUUUGCUUGAAGUAUCGGAACUGUUUUCUGAUCUGGACUGGCUUGCUGGGUCCAUCUUUUAG